AUGUCGCUGACCUGCGAAUCAAAUAACUCGUCUGACUUCUUUUUGAAUCUGCGUGAUAUCAAUGACUCUACACACGUGUAAAAUAUGUACCAAAAUAAAUUUAAUUAAUUACUAGCCGUCUUUGCCAAUGAGAUUUAAUCGUAGUACAAAAAUCCAAAUCUCCCAGGAAGUUUUUCGCAAAAUUUGACACGUACUUCUUCUAUACCUAUUCAGCCUAUGACUGCCUCAGUGGCGUUGUUGUAAUGCGUACGCUAUACCAGUAAGACUGUGCCGGUGAGAUCCUGGGUUUGAAAGUUCCUGAAAGAAUUUUUCCAUUUAAAAAUUACGCAGUCGCAGCUCGAGGUCAAGGAAGUUGGCGGUGUGAUACCUCCGUGACUCGGAAAUCACGUAAAGGCAUUGGUCCUGCGCCUGAUCUCUCUCUGGUCAUGUCAGAUUGCCACGUCACCGGACUAUGAGAGUGAAGGAACGGAGAGCGCACCUAUGCAUUGCGCCACACUUGUGCACUAUAAUAUCUUCUGCAUACUUAGCUGGUAUCCUUUAAGAUUGGCCACCAUGACCGAAAUUCGGCAGGGAGGGAUUUAUUCAUUCAGUUUUUAAUUUAACUGUGUUUGGUCUGUUAUGCCGCAAUGUUAGAAUUUUAAUAAAGUAGAUCAGAAUAUUGUCUAGAAAUCAAUAACUUGGUUAGUGAUUCAAAUUAGAUUUAAGUUUUAUAGUACCUUAUUACAGUCAUUAGUUACAUAUAUCCCACGACAAAAACGAGUAUCGCUAUUGCAUCUAAGCCUCGCCUUUAAACAAAUUCUUGUUCAAAGAUCCGGAGGAGAUUUCCAUUACUAAUUCUGUUUCAUUUCCAUCACUAAAUCUUCAGAAUCAUAAAGAAUCUUACAAAACAUUAUUAUCAAUUCUAAAAUCAUUAAAAUUAGCUAUUAAAGUGUCAUUGGCUUUAAAAAAGGUUGGGAAGGAUAAUAUUGGAUAAAAAAAUAAAUAAUAUUGUUAUAAAAGGUAAAUACUUAAGAACCACGCAAGGAAAAUAUUUUGCAUUGUGCCAAAUUUUGUUUCUGCGUAAAGACAAUUUGCCAUUUGCCCCCAAAAUGUAUUUGAAUAUUUUAUUCCUUGCUCUUGUCUGCGGUGUAACAAAUGUUCUAUGUAAAGGUCAGCUCAAAAUUCCUUGUGCAUUAGACGACUCCAGAUGCACCACGUCAGCUACAAGACCAUUAUACAAGAGUAUCGUCGACGGUAUCCCUGAAAUCGAAGUUCCAACCUCGGAGCCACUUCAUCAAAAUGUGAUCUAUGGGUUCGUGCAUGACAUGAACUACACCCUCACCGACGCCUACUUGUAUGGAAUAAAGAAUUGCACUAUCCAGGACCACAAAAUAAAUGUACAGCAUUUAACAUGGAACGUCACUCUACACUGUCCAUUUUUGGUUAUGAAAGGAAUUUAUGAAGUAAAAGGCAUAAUCGGCGGAAAUUACAUAGAAGGAAAAGGCCCCUGUGAAAUCACCCACAAUCAAUAUCACAUUGGCAUGCGCGGCGGAUUACGUUUCUAUGAAGGUGUUGAUAACAAGGCACACAUGGUAAUCACUUAUUUUGACUUUGACCGCCUCGAAGUCCUAGGAAACAUUAAAUACAAUCUGUCUAAUUUAUAUUACGGUGAUAACACGAAAUGUAAGUAUCAACCCUCACGUUCGAAUUGUGUUUAA
Molecule: messenger RNA, 1697 nt
Organism: Manduca sexta (tobacco hornworm)
Lineage: Eukaryota; Metazoa; Arthropoda; Insecta; Lepidoptera; Sphingidae
Exons: 4
Coding region: 1089-1697 (202 amino acids)
Source: RefSeq, a predicted model, not a curated record